AUGUCUCCGUACCAACUUGUUUUUGGAAAAUCUUGUCACCUUCCGUUAGAGUUAGAAUAUAAGGCAUUUUGGGCUAUUAAGGAGCUUAAUCUAGAUGCAACUCUAGCGGGAGAGAAAAGAAAGCUCCAACUCAAUGAGUUGGAAGAGUGGAGGUACCGAGCCUACGAAAAUGCCAAAAUUUACAAAAAAACGAAAAUGUGGCAUGAUCGUAGGAUCAAUCAAAGAAUUUUUGAAAAAGGUCAAAGAGUGCUCCUUUUUAAUUCUAGGUUGAGGCUUUUCCCCGGGAAACUCAAAUCUAGAUGGUCGGGACCUUUUACUAUUGUUGAAGUGAGAAAGUUUGGAACUAUCGAUCUCUUAAACCCACAAGACAAUACGGUUUUUAGAGUAAAUGGGCAUCGGGUCAAGCAUUUCUUCCCGGAAGGAAUGCAAGAUCCAAGCCAAAAAUCUCUCUGA
Messenger RNA from Cynara cardunculus var. scolymus (artichoke), 453 nucleotides. RefSeq lists its product as uncharacterized. Lineage: Eukaryota; Viridiplantae; Streptophyta; Magnoliopsida; Asterales; Asteraceae. The transcript has a single exon. The record is from RefSeq and is a predicted model, not a curated record. The coding region runs from base 1 to 453 and encodes 150 amino acids.